AAGCAAAACAAACAAACAAACAAAAAAAACACCGAGUGAGCCCCCCCCUCUUGUGAUAGACGAUCUUUGCGAACCUCCAGCAGCCGUACGCUCGCUGUUGACAUACGGGAUCCCGGGCAGUCCGCUGUCAUUCUCUGAGCCGUCCGGCGUGUUUAACGAUGACGGGCUUCAAUCUAACGUCUUAGUCCCGAGAAACCUCCAAGCAGGAAGCGCCAGAACGGGAGCAGGCCCGUUAUCGGUCGCCUGUAGAUGUUUACUCGCUCGUCAACGGCAGCCUGACCGCGCGGCAUCACUCCCCGCAGUCGUAGUAACCAACUGACAGGUAUGUCUUCGUCCGCCGCACGGGAGACCGUCGUGAAAAAGAAGCACGUUCGGUUUGCCAGCAUGGAGGACAACGACGACAACGACGACCAAGAGGAGGACACCCUGUUUGACAAGAGGAAGGACACCGGGCGAGGGUUGAAGAGUGCGCUGAAGGCGGUCAAGAGGACGACGAAAGCGGGAUGCGACGACCGGGUGGAGGUGGUCGGCGGAGGAAGGGGCGAAUAUGGGACGUGCGGCCGCUGGAUCGUCACCCUGGCGCUCUGUGGCUCCUUCCUGGGAUUGGGGAUGAGUAUCUCAGUUCUCGGUCCCACUUUCGAGGACCUGGCCGUGAAUGUGAAGAAGAACAUCAGCAACAUCUCCUACAUCUUCGUCGGCCGCUCUGCGGGAUACAUCGGGGGAUCCCUCGUAGGAGGCAUUCUCUUCGACUGCAUGAACCCCCACCUCCUGCUAGGUUUUUCUAUGCUGGUCACGGCGUUUGGAAUGUGUGCUAUCCCUUUCUGUAAGCAGGCUCUGUUCCUCACCGGGCUCAUGUCCAGCAUUGGGAUGUCUAUGGGUGUUCUGGAUACAGGUGGUAACGUGCUCAUAUUGAACACAUGGGGCGAGCAGGCAGGCCCUCACAUGCAGGCUCUGCAUUUCAGCUUUGCAGCUGGGGCCUUCGUGUCUCCAAUCAUAGCCAAGCUGCUGUUUGGGCCAGACGGGAAAAGCAGCAUGGGAACCAUACCAAGCGACUCCACACCUCCUGCCACCACAGAACCGGUCACCAAAGCCCCUGAAGCUUAUACAAUUAUCCGCUACGUCCACAGCAGGAGCAGCACCCUCAAAUCCAUGUGGGCCUACAUCGUGAUUGGCUCUUUUGUCUUUCUCACCUCCUUCCUCUUCUUCGUCCUCUACACUCGCAGCAGCAUGUCACGUGACAGAGCGCGCACGUUGUCGGGAAAGCCCCUGGUGGCCAAACAUCACGUGGCUCUCGUCGCCCUGCUCUUCUUCUUCUUCUUUGCCUACGUAGGUGCUGAGGUGGCGUACGGCUCCUUCAUCUUCACCUUCGCCAAGGACUAUGCACACAUGCAUCAGUCCCAGGCAGCCGGGCUGAACUCUUUGUUCUGGGCAACGUUUGCUGCCUGUCGGGGGUUGGCCAUCUUCUUUGCAGCCUGCGUGUACCCAGGCACCCUGAUCCUGCUCAGCCUGGUGGGCUCCACUGUCUCCUCUCUGCUUCUCUGCCUGUUCAGCAGGGAGAAGGCGGCAUUGUGGGUUUGCACGGGUCUCUAUGGAGCCUCCAUGGCCACCACCUUCCCCAGUGGCAUCUCCUGGGUGGAGCAGUACACCACAGUGACGGGCCAUACAGCAGCAGUCUUUGUGGUGGGUGCAGCACUGGGUGAGAUGGUUCUGCCUGCUCUUUUGGGCUUUCUGCUGGGGGAGUUCCAGGAUCAGCCUCUUCUGAUGUACCUGUCGCUCAUCACCGCUACCUUCACCUCCAUCCUGUUCCCGGUCAUGUACAAGCUGGCCUCUGCCCCCAGCAGCCAGAGCAGGAAGCCCCGCACCAGGGGCCGACCUGAAGCCGACGACAGCGAAUUCCGUCAAGCACUGCUGGACUCGGGAGCCAACGACGAAGAGGAGGAGGAGCCGGACAAUGAGGCUGAUCAGUGGAACGACGCAGACUUUGAGGUCAUUGAGAUGGAUGACACGGCCAGUCUCGUUAAUUCACCUAGUAAGGCCUCCUCAUCCCCUGAGGUCACCGGUCUAACAGGGAGCUCCGCUGCCUCCAACACCCAGGUGGCCGAGCCUGCAGGCGGAGCCUCGUUCUCAGACAUCCUCUCUCUGGUAGGAGACUCCCCCAGACGCAAACUGCUGCUCUCUCUUGAAAGAGAGAAGAAAGACUGAACUCUCCUCCUCCUGCGACUCCCAAGUGCAGUUGAUCUCUCACUUAACUGUCUGUUCUCACUUGUUGUUCAGAACCUGCAAGUUUUUACGUACGGUUCUGAUCAUUUACAGUGCAGUGAAUGCAACACUGGCGACUGUCUGAAUGGUGCAGCUCAGAAGAACAUGCACUAUGUGGACACAAAAGUUUGCACAAAGAUUCGUCAGCGUCUUCUCGAGCUUUUGGACUCCUGCUGGAUGAUGAAGGAUAAGAUUUUGAACGCCACUGCUGCACCAUAGAUUUGUGUAAAUGUCAAGGAUUCUGUGUUGGCCCCUUCCACAGUGAGGUCAAAGGUCAGGGUAGGCUGUAGAACAGAAGCCCUAGGGCUGGUUGGAAUUCAGUGCCUUGCUCAGGCACGCAUGAGCAGAGCGAAUGAGUUGAACCAGGGACGUGCGCCCUCUUCAUCAUCAUGCCAUCCUUCUGCCAAAAACUGGAAAAUGUCAUUUAAUUUUGCACUAUUGCAGUGAAUGUGUGAUGAUGAGUUGUUUGUUUAAGAUUUGAAUGAAGUGUUUGUGUUGCACUUUUGUAAAGAUCAGAUCUUUUGGUUUCGAGUGUUUUUUUUGUACUGUAUUGUGUGACGUGGCUUGUGGUUCUCUAAAUCACCUGUUAUUGUGAUUUUUGAAGUUUUUAAAAAACUGAAAGAUGUUUAAAUACAUUGACUUUUUAUUAUAUCAAUCUCAAACCUCCACCCACAGCAAUG
Messenger RNA from Xiphias gladius (swordfish), 2939 nucleotides. It is a transcript of the gene slc60a2b, whose product is annotated as major facilitator superfamily domain containing 4B. NCBI's taxonomy places the organism in Eukaryota, Metazoa, Chordata, Actinopteri, Istiophoriformes, Xiphiidae. The record is from RefSeq and is a predicted model, not a curated record. The coding region runs from base 325 to 2202 and encodes 625 amino acids. The transcript has 4 exons.